AAAAUACCAUAAUGUUUUUAUUUAUUUGUUAAUUCAAAAUUAGCUAAUCCUUCAAUUCAUUAGUACACUAUUAUUAACUGGUAAGCUCUAAGAUAAAAGAAAAAUUAAAAAUUGACUGUAUACUAUAUGUAUUUGAUUUGAAGUCCCAAAAUGAGAGCCGGUGUUAAACCAAGACUCACUCACCCACUUAACCUUCAUACAUACAUUUCAACACUAUUUCAACACGCUUCUUCAACUCCCCUGCAUUUGCUUUCAUAUAUAUAUAUAAAAUCAAAAUCUCAUAGAGAAAACAAACCGAUAUAACCCCCCAAGAAACACAAAAAUGCAGGAAGAUCCUCAAGCCAAGUCAAAGCCACCCAUUAGAGAUCAUCCAAGAAGCGACAUGGAGUUUGGGGGCAUUAAACCCAAAGCGUUCCAACGAGAUGAAAAGAGCAGCAAAUGUCUUGUUUACAUUCUGGUUAUCAUGGUCAUCCAGGGAUCGAUCCUUUUGGUAUUCGCAAGCUAUUUUUUACGUGCCCGAACUCCUGGUUUCGAGAUCGGAUCCGUCGAAGUUAGAAAUCUCAAGUAUGGUAAUUCAUCGGCUCCAUCAUUUAACUUCACGCUCGUGACCCAAGUCACCGUUGAGAACACCAAUUUCGGAGAUUUCAGGUUUGAUAACAGUACGGGGAGUGUUUGGUGUGGGUCUGAAGUUGUGGGGCUAAUGAAAAUACCUAAAGGGAGAGCUCAAGCUAGGGCAAGUGAGAUGAUGAAGGUUUCUACACAAGUGAGCUCAGUCAGGUUAUCUGAUGCAAACAACUUAGCCAAUAACAUGAGCUAUGGAUUGUUAGAGCUUAAAAGCUAUGUUAAAUUGAGUGGAAAAGUGACUAUAAUGAAUAUUAUGAAGAGAAGAAGGAACCCUGAGAUGAAUUGCUUUAUGAAACUUAAUUUAACAGGGAACACCAUACAGCGUUUAAAAUGCGACUGAAAUGAAUGAAGGGUCUUUAUUUUGGUUUUUGCAUACUUGUAACUGUUUCAUUAUUAUAAGAACACAAUUUUUGUUAAUGGUUGGAAAUAUAAAAUAAUUCUUUGAUUCAUGAAUGAUAUUAUUACCAAUGUUACUGUU
Gossypium arboreum is the source of this 1102-nucleotide messenger RNA. Its product is annotated as late embryogenesis abundant protein At1g64065-like. Lineage: Eukaryota; Viridiplantae; Streptophyta; Magnoliopsida; Malvales; Malvaceae. The coding region runs from base 323 to 964 and encodes 213 amino acids. The record is from RefSeq and is a predicted model, not a curated record. The transcript has a single exon.